Messenger RNA from Lucilia sericata (common green bottle fly), 3156 nucleotides. RefSeq names its product rho GTPase-activating protein 92B (gene RhoGAP92B). The transcript is spliced from 5 exons. Gene Ontology annotation, molecular function: GTPase activator activity; protein binding. The coding region runs from base 253 to 2775 and encodes 840 amino acids. Gene Ontology annotation, biological process: positive regulation of GTPase activity; regulation of actin cytoskeleton organization; signal transduction. Gene Ontology annotation, cellular component: cytoplasm; intracellular anatomical structure. NCBI's taxonomy places the organism in Eukaryota, Metazoa, Arthropoda, Insecta, Diptera, Calliphoridae. The record is from RefSeq and is a predicted model, not a curated record.
UAUUGUGACAACUGUCAACGCCUUUGCAUUUUUAUACGUUCUUCUUGUAUUAUCAAAGAAUGACUAAUUUUCGUGAGUGUGUUUUUGUUUAACAAAAAAAUUAUUUAAAAAAAAUAUAAUAAAAAUUAUUAAUAAUUUUAUGGAAUAUUUAGAAAAAUAAUAAAGAAUUGUAAAAAAGUGCAAGAAAGAAAAAAGCAAAUAGAUUACAUAAAUAAAAGAAACAAGUUUUUGUGUGUUUAAGAAGGAUUCAAUAUGAAAAAACAAUUUACUAAAAUUAAAAUAGCAGCUGAAAAUCUUUCAAGAUCUAAUAAACCAGAUCGCAAGGAUUUUGAAUUAGAAACCAUCGAAAAACAAGUGGAAAAAUAUCGCGAUGUCUUGGAUAAAAUGGUACGUAAGUUGCCUACUGUGCCCAACAGUAGCAGCAGCGGCGGUUCAGCUGAUUUACAGGAACGCGAUAAACGCAUUAAAAAACAAACACACUAUAAAAUUGGCCAAGCCCUGGAAGAGUCAUCAAAGGAAUUAUCGAAAGAUAUGCCUUUGCAUCAUGUUUUAGUUAAUUGUGGCGAACUUGAAAAGUCAAUUGCUGAGUGUAUUGUUGACAGUGAAUUGGAAACAGAAUGCGAAGUGGUGCGGCGUCUUAAAUUAAUUUUAGACAAUGAAAUACAAGAGAUCUCAACCUUAAAACGUAAUGUAUCCCGUACUUUACAAGAAUAUGCAUCAUUAAAACGUAAUUAUGAGGCUGCCAUACGUUUAGAUGAGCCACAGGCGAAAAUCAAUCAUAUUAAAGAUCAACAGGAACAAUGUGAGAUUAAAUUGGAAAAAGAGCGUGACUCAUGGGCUGCUCAAAUGUUUGAAUUGAUCGCCAAAGAGGAUGUUAUUGUUCAAUGCAUACGAGAUUAUGUACUCAACCAAAGAAACUAUCAUGAGCGUGCUUUACAAAAGGUCAACAGCUCCUUGGCCAAUAUACAAGAUAUCAUACAAUCCACAGUGAAAUCACGUUUUGGCACUUCGCUAACGGAUCACUUGGAUUCCACAAAUCGUGAAAUAUCUUAUAUUAUAGAGUUAUGUGUCUGCUGUUUGGUGGAGAAUGGUUUGAGCGAGGAGGGUUUAUUGCGUGUGGGUUGUGCUAGCACUAAAUUGAGACGCAUGAAACAUGCUUUAGAGGCCCAAUAUGUUAAGACUCCUCUGCCCUUGGAUUAUCAAGAUCCUCAUGUCAUUGGUUCUAUUUUAAAGUUGUAUUUGCGGGAAUUACCCGAACCUUUAUUGACCUUUAAGUGCUAUAAAGAUUUUCUUAAAGCGGUAGAGAAAAACUCCGAAGAGGAACGUAAAAUUGAGAUUAAAAACACUUUGGCCAAACUGCCCACUUCUAAUUAUUUAAAUUUACGUUAUUUAACCAAAUUCCUAUGGUUGGUUACCCAGAAUGUGGAUUGCAAUAAAAUGUCUUCACACAACUUGGCCAUAGUCAUGUCACCGAAUAUGUUAUGGCCACGUGUGGAUAAAAACAAUCCAGCCGAUUAUAUGGGUCAGGUGAAUAGUUCAUCGGCUGUGAAUAUCAUUGUGGAGCUGUUGAUAAGUCAAUGGGAUUAUUUCUUUGAGGGUGAGGUGGAUUUCUUUGUCACUUUACAGCGUGGCAAACUGUUUGUGGAGGAUAAAAGUAAAUCGAAUUCUUCGAAUGAGAAUUUAGAUCGUCAUGAUAUAGAUAUCUCUGAUAGUCCCCGCUAUGGCACCAUAAGACGUCAAAAGCCCUGUGCUCCUUCACCACCUGCAAAACCGCAAAAUAUUGUUGUUAGCUCUGAUCCAAAUGGUUCAACUACAAAUGAAACGAUUAAAAACAAUGGAGAACUACAGCAUAACAACCACCAAAGAGCUAAAGAAUUAUUUCCCUCAAAUAAUACAACUAUUACACAAGCGGUAACUAAUAAUAACAACAAUAGUAGCUCAGCAGGCGGCCAUAUAGAAAAACCUGAAAUUCCUCCCUUACCUAAACAACUGCUCCUCCAACAACAGCAGCAACAAACGAAUCAAAACGAAACAAAUACAACGACCACAACUAAUACAACACAUCCUCCCAUUUCCGCCAAACCUGUACCCAUGACACGUACACAAUUUUUCGGUUUGGAUAAUUUACCCUCACCCACUGCAGAUCGCAAGAGUAAUGAUAGUGUUAGUUCUCUCAACUUUAAACCAGAUCUCCCACAAAAACCAAAAAUACCCAAACGACCCAUGGUUUUAGGUUUGUCAACAACAACUGCCGGAGGCACUGGUUCCGGUAUAAACAGUAAAAGUGAUGAGGAAUCCACUCCCACUAAUAACAGUCAAAAUACCAGUGAUUGCUGUACUGCUACAAAUGGUUCAUUACGUGGUCAUAAAACUGCCGAACAAUUGGUUCAAGAACAUUGUGAUAAUGUUACCGCUUUACAGGCCAAUAUUGGCAGCAGUAAUACCUCGAUACCCUCAGCUAUACUUAAAGAAACCAAUCAUAAUAAUCAUUUAAAUCUACAGACAACAACAACUGCAAAUCAUACUACUAAUAAUCAGGGCAAUUUGGAAGUGAAUGCUAAUGCUAUGACUGCACCACCUCCCGUCAUACCUCCUCCUCCGGCUGUAACAGUGGCAAAAGUUAUGACAACUAAUACUAACAACACAGAUAAACCAUUAGAGAUACGCUUGACCACCCCCACAACUCCGGUAUCGCCCAAUAUGAUUAUGACACCUAAACGACCUACAGUGCCUGCUCCUCCCCCGCCUACAAGUGCGAAAAAACUAAGUGAAUGAUUUCAUUUUCAAAAAUGAAGUGUUGAGUUUGGAAUGCUUGUUUUAAGCGUGUUUGUGUGUUAAGUUUUGAGUGUGUGUGUGUGCUUAACUUUGUUUUGCAAAGGAGAUUUUUUUGAAAAAUUAUUUUAGGUUUUGAAAAAAGGCAGGAUUUGUUAAGGAAUUAGUUGAGAAGAGAGAGAUUGAAGAAAAAGAAACUUGAAUGGUUAAGGUUUUAUUAAAAAAGUACUUUUUACUAAAUUUUCUAGAAAAAGUUCAUAAUAUCGAUAUGUUUUUAUAGAAUUAGUAUGUUAUCGAUAAAUUUCUUAUGAAAAUUUAAAGUUAUCGAAAAUGCUUUAAAGAAAUUUUAAAUUUUCUAUAAAAAUUUUGGGUUUGAUAAAUAUU